CGGCGGUCCCGGCGGGCCAUGGGGGAGCCGCCGGCCGCGCUGCCGCCGCGGGAGCCGCCGGAGCCCGGCAGUGCCUAGCGCAGGCUGCGGGCUUUCUGCAAGUCAUUGGGGCCGGCGGACGCGCCCCCGCUGCCCUCCCGCUCCCCCAGCCCAGCUCAUCCACUCGGAAUUUAUUUAUUUAUUUGUUUGUUUAUUUAUUUAUAUUCCUCCGCCGUGCUGUAUGUACUGAUUUCCUCGUCACCCGCCACGGUUAACUUCCUAGUGACUCAGUUUAACACUUGAGACCUCCGUGGAUGCUGCUAAGAGCACUUCUCUUGCCUUUGCUGUCCCUUGCUGGGAUCGGAUUGACACUACCCGGACCCUGUGUGCCUGUAUGUGUGUUCUGAGUGUCUUGACAGUUUGGUUUUCUUUACAAGAGCUAUGCAUUAAUUGUAACCAAGAGACCUGCGAAUGACUUGGCUUGACCUUGAUUUUGAUGGCUUUGUUGGAAGAUCUAAUGAUGUGAUUGCAUUUCAUGAGGUGGUUUCUCUCCAGCCUCUGUGGCUCAGUGUAUAAACCACUUCUGCCACACUGUCACUCAUGGACAAUUCAGAUUUUUUUUUAAACAAACCUUUUGGCUAUUUUUAUUUUCUCACUGCUCCUUUCCCCCUUGUUUCCCCUUAAUGUUGGGAGCCUUAUUCUACCCUCUGAUGUGAUUGAUAGUCCUGCUGCUCCGUGCUGCUGAUUUCCAGUUUAAACUACAAUGGCUCUAAGUGGCAACUGCAGGACUUACCUUCCUCCUCGGGAGCAGGGGACGGGGCUGCACUCCUUCCCUGAGGUGGUGGAGCUCAACGUGGGUGGCCAGGUUUACUUCACUCGCCACUCCACCUUGGUUGGCACCCCUCACUCCCUGCUCUGGAAAAUGUUCACCCCAAAGAGAGACACAGCCAACGAUCUGGCCAAGGACUCCAAGGGAAGAUUCUUCAUCGACAGAGAUGGUUUCCUUUUCCGCUAUAUUCUGGACUAUCUCAGGGACAAGCAAGUGGUUCUGCCUGACCACUUCCCAGAGAAGGGAAGGCUCAAGAGGGAGGCUGAGUACUUCCAGCUCCCGGACUUGGUCAAGCUCCUGACUCCCGACGACAACAAGCAAAGCCCUGAUGAUUAUUGCCACAGUGACUACGAAGAGGCGUCCCAAGGCAGUGACACGAGAAUAUGCCCCCCAUCGCUCCUACCGCCGGAUCGCAAGUGGGGAUUCAUCACCAUCGGCUACCGUGGCUCGUGUACUAUUGGCAGGGAGAGCCAAGCAGAUGCCAAAUUCAGGAGGGUCCCAAGGAUUUUGGUUUGUGGAAGGAUUUCUUUGGUCAAAGAGGUUUUUGGAGAAAGUUUGAAUGAAAGCAGAGACCCGGACAGGGCUCCAGAAAGGUACACCUCCAGGUUUUAUCUCAAGUUCAAGCACCUGGAGAGGGCUUUUGACAUGUUGUCCGAGUGUGGAUUCCACAUGGUGGCCUGUAACUCCUCGGUGACGGCUUCCUUCGUCAACCAGUACACAGACGACAAAGUCUGGUCCAGCUACACCGAAUACGUCUUCUACCGUGAGCCCUCCCGCUGGUCCUCAUCCCACUGCGACUGCUGCUGCAAGAAUGGCAAAGGCGACAAGGAGGGUGAGAGCGGCACGUCCUGCAACGAGCUGUCCACGUCAAGCUGCGACAGCCAGUCCGAGGCCAGCUCCCCCCAGGAGACCGUGAUCUGUGGCCCUGUCACACGCCAGCCCAACAUUCAGACUCUGGACCGGCCGGCCAAGAAGGGGCCGGUGCAGCUGCUGCAGCAAUCCGAGAUCCGCAGGAAGAGCGACCUGCUCCGGACUCUCACCUCUGGCUCCCGGGAGUCCAACUCCAGCAAGAAAAAAGCAGUGAAGGAGAAGCUCUCCAUUGAGGAAGAGCUGGAAAAAUGUAUCCAGGAUUUCCUCAAAAUCAAAAUCCCAGACAGGUUUCCCGAGAGGAAACACCCCUGGCAAUCCGAACUGCUGCGGAAGUACCACCUUUAGGCUUUGGGUGGGGAGAGCACACGACCUUGUUAGGUUAGAGCCAGAUCCUAAGUGAUACAAAAGUAAUUCCCAGUAAUAACUAUUUGUUAGGUCACCAAAACCAAAAUCCAUCUCUAGUACUGCCUAAUUUGCCUAUUUCACCUUAACAUUUCUAGUCGUAGGGGAAUGAUAUUUUUGCAGUCCUGGAAGCACAAUGACAAACGCUUUUGUUUGUAAACUUGGAGUCUUACACAAGCUGAAAACCUUAAGGGCACAACCAGACCCACCCCAAGGGAUGCUCGUGUGGCCCCAGAGCAGGCAGGGUGGGAUGGUGAGGGCUCCAUGCCCUCUGCAUCCUGCUCAGAGCACGCGUGUCUGGAGGGAGGAGCACAGCACAAAGCCCAAGCUCUGUCCCGGCAGUUUAAGCAUGUGUAUUUAUAUAUGUGCAUAUAUAUAUGUGUGUAUAUAUAUCUCUGUGUAUAUAUAUAUGUAUAUAUAUAUUAAUAUAUAUUGCUUAAAGAUUUUCUGGCUCUCUCCUUAUAACUGCACUUUCUCAGAAAAGAGCAUUUUUUAGCAGUCUGUGGAUGUCCCGUUUCUUCUCCAGGCCUCUGAGGGCUGAACAGUAGAAAUCCCUCUCCCUGUCUCUCUCCUGCUCCCUCUGCCUGUCCUUCCCCCCUCCCUGGGGCACUGUGAAUGUGUCUCAGUGGAGACCAGGGUGCAGUCUGUGGGUUUGUGUUACCAUCAGCAAAAUAUUCCGUUUGUUUGGGAUGCUCUCGUCCCUCCAUGUCCUCCCCACACCUCUUGUAUUUUUCAAGGCUCUCUGGUGCCAGUGGGUUAAAGGUGUGCUGAUCCCAGCUGGAAAGCCUCAGGGAUGGUCCAGGGCUGUGUGGGGAUGCUGGGGAGGAUGCUGGCUCCUGCAGGUGCCAGGUGUGUGUGCCAGGAGCGGCUGUCCCAGCUGGCAGGGACAGCUGGCACCGUGCCCCCUCCGCCACAGAAAUCACCCCCAACCCUCCAGGGGACUCUGGCCGUGGGGAGCCGCCGCUGCAGGAGGGAGCGGGGCUGUGCCAAGAGAAAACACAACCCCGGAGGAGGUACCCGCGUACCCUCCCGCAGGUGCCAUCGGUGCCAGCGCCAGGGUGGCACAGACAGCAAAGCGCGCCCUGUGUCCCGUGCCACCCCCGGAGCCGUGGGAAGGGCUGGGCUGGUCCUGCACUGCCCCCGGAGCCAGGGGAAGGGCAGCAGGGGCUGGCCAGAGAGGGGCCGGGGCUCGGCAGAGGCGUGGGGCAGCCAGAGCUGGGGCAGGGCAGUGCCAGCGGCUCCGGCUGCUGGGGCUGGCCAGCCAUGGAGAGGCGUGGAACACUCCAUUGCUCCAGCUGUGGUGGCCAUGGCUGGGAACAAACCAGCUAGAGGAUUUGGGAUAAAUUAUUCGUUUUCUAAAGGCACAGGAAGGAGAUUUAUAUAUAUAUAUAUAUGAAUAUAAAACUGUGGGCAGUGACAGUGCUGGUAACACAGAAUGCUUGGAUUCUGACUUAUUUAGUGUCCUGCAGGUUCCAGGGCUUCCCCCUCCCGAAUUCCAGAAGCUGCUGUGGGAGAUGCUGUCCUGCCUGCACAGGUUCUUUCUGUGACACUCGUGCGGUUCCAGCCAGGGGAAUCUUGGUGCCUGCGGGGCUCCACUGUGCCGGGCUGGGACAGAGGGGGUUGGCAGGGAACCGUGAGGUCUCCACGAGCACACAGCUGUGUUUGGGGUUGCGUGCACCUUUUACCAGCUAAAAAAGGAAGCAAUACUUGUCCAGAGGGAUCCAUAAGCAGGAGCUGGCUGUGGGGAGGGGGAACCCUCCCGGCAAUACAUCUCCGGGUGGCUGGGGAGCAGGGCUGGGCUGUGCAGCUGGGGUCACCUCUGCCAUGCUGCAGGGGGAGGAGGGGCUGUCCCUUACGGAGCUGUCCCCUCUGUGCCGGUGCCACAGAGCUGGCGCUGGGCAGGAGAGGCUCUGCCUGGGAAAUGCUCAGUGAAGAGACUCAGCACUUCCUGGGAUUGUGCUUUAGAGCCAGUUCAGGGCUUAGGACAUUCCCUCACGCUGGAAUUCAGGCCCGGCUCUUGUGCCACCCUCUACUCACAGGCUCAAAAAGCACAUCUUCCCACGGAAACCAAUGUUUUGUACAAGCCCCACAGAUGAGGCCCUGCUUAGUCAUUUCAUGGUUAGAUUAUAGCAUUUUUCUCUCCCUACUCAACAUUUCCUGCAUCUUGCUCCUCUGGCUCUGGCACCAAGAAAGGACAGAUAGGGCUCUCCUCUGGAUUUCCAGCAGGGCAUGGGGUUCAGGACAGGUCACCUUUGUUCCUUGGCAGGAAACUGCAGCUAAAACCUCAUGCUUUCACUACAGAUCUUUCCCUGUCUCUUUUUAAUAUCCCAACUCUUUGGGGUCUAAGCUGCGUGUGCCAGAGUGGACGAGCAGGCAUUGGGGGGGGGGGGGGGGGGUGUGUUCCCAGGCUGACGUCCCGGGGCUCGGGAUUGCUCCAUGAUUAAUAACUGUGGACAAAUUAGACCAAAUGAAAUGCGCCCAAGUGGGCUUGAUUUAUGUGGCCUUCAUGUCUCCAGUUUGAGAUGAAAUGGUUAUUUUUCUCCAGUGCUACAGAAAUAACGGUCUUAAACUGCAGUAAUCACAGGCAGGCCCAGCCUGCUGGGAAACCCAGUCUGGGCUGGGGCCGGAGCAGGGCAGUGCCAGGCGUGGGGCUUGUGGCUGUGUGUGCUUGUGUGGGUUCUGCUGCAUCUCUGAGGGACCUGCUGCUGGUCUGACUCCAUGGACAGCUGUUUUAUGAGUAGCUUGUGCAGAGCUGGGGCUGUGCCAGCAGGUUUUGUCCUGCUCAGAGGGACUGGGGGGCUGUAGGUGGAGCACAGGGGCCCCGAGCGGUGCUGGAGGCUGUCACACCCCUGGUGGGGUCAGCAGCUCUGCCCAGCAUCCUCCCCCUGCUUCCCAGAGCUCCCCUUCUCUCCCUCCUCACUUGCUGCUCUCUGCAUCACCAGUGCCCCCCAGCACCCUCUCCACCUUUGGGGCACUCCCUGGGACGCUGGGAGAGGGGAUGGGGGCACCUGGCAGUGGUGCAGAGAAACCCUGGGCAGGCUGAGACAGAGCAGGGGAAUUAAAAAUGCUGUUCCAUGAUGGCUCCAUAGUUCAGCUGUGGGUGGCAGUGGGUCAGGAAAGAGCAACCAAACCUUCUUCAGGCACCAGGAUGGUGGCAGGAGGGUGACCUCACACAUUAACCCUGGGAGAUCCCUUCCCAGCGGUAAUGCCCUGCACACACAGAUGCACAGCUGCACACACAUCCCUGCCGUGGGUGGGACAGACUCACAGCCUGGGGUGCCUUUCUGGCAAGGCUGUUUUCCCUCUGGGACGUGGCACCUCUCCCUGCUCCCGGGGCAGGCCAUCUCUGCCGUGGGUGGGUGCUGGAGUGGUGCCUUGGGGCCAGGGCCACCUCAGCACGAGGAGGGGAACGUGGCCCGUGCUCGGCACACCCGGCCCCUUCCUCCUUCUGGGGCUUUCCCUGGGGCUGUGCAGGGAAACUGAGCUGGGAGGGAGGAAGGGAGACAGAGGCAGCACAGGGCAGAAAGGAAACUGGAAUGAAAGAUUGAUUACCUGAAAGAGAGCUGGGUUUGGGCUACAAAACAUAUUCUACUCAAAUUCGACUUUAUUUCAGUGAGAGAACCUGUGUGUCUCCCUAGGAAAGGUUUUGUAGCGAGCCAAAAUUAAACUCAGCUCACAGAGUACUUUAUUCUUUCUAAAAUAUCUGGGGAGAAAACUGGAUUUUGAGCUACUUUCCACAAGUGACAAAGACCAAGUUCUGUUGAAACUAAUUUGUAAACUUACCUUGACUGCAGUGGGACUGAGACUCGGCUCCCACCGGCAGAAUUCCCGGUUUCCAGGGGCUUUGUCACCCCAAACCCCCUGAGACACCUGAGCGGGACUCAGCAUUGGGAGGACACACAGAGAACGUGGGGAGCAGCUGAUUUGGCUUUCUCCCUAAACCAUCUGCACACACAGCACCCAGGCCUCACAGUGCUCUGGAGAAUGUUUUGUGUUUAAGUUUGCUGAGUCCAUUUGUUAAUUUUAUUUGCGAGCUGUGGGCUGAAGGACAGGACAAGGUUGGGUUUCACUGGCAAUGGCCAUCAGGUACCCGAGGCCGUCAGCCGUGUCCCGCUCUGCUCUCCCAGCCCUGGCAAGGCAGGAGGAAACUUCCCAGCCCCUUCCCCUCCCCACGCCCUCCCCACCACUGCGAGUACAGACUUGGCUUUCAGAGUACUUUAUGCAUAAGGCCCCAUGUGUAUCAUGGUACAAAAUAAUUGUCCAGUCUUAUGGAUAGUUUAUGCCCCAACGGGGUUUUGUAGAUUAAUAGUAAAAGAACAAAAAAAAAAAGAAAAAGCACUUUUAAAUUAUUUAUAUUAUAAAAAGACAUUCUUUAUUUUUCUUGGCAUUGAUGUCACUUAGCUAAAAAGUCCGUUUAUAAAUAGGAUAUUGCAGAUUUUAAACUAUAGCAAUGCUAAGCAAACACGAUUUCAGAAUUCCACAGAGAAAAUUACCGAGGUGAAGCAGGAGGGUGGCAGGGCCCAGCUGGCUCCACGGGUGGGCGUUGGAGUUGAGGGAGAUGAUGUCCCUUUGUGGUCCCCUCUGGCCGUCCCCAGCCGGGGAUGGCAGGACUGGACCCCCCAGGCCUUUGGGGUUGUACAGAGGUGCUGCCAGUGCAAUAUUUCCCAGCCCAUACGGGAUGCAGAGGGGGUUUGGUGCCAUUGGGAUCUCUUGGGGCCUUGCUUACGUUACAUUUUCGGACCUCAUUCAGUACUAAAUGACUUCGCCGAGGCUGAGUCAGUCUGUUGCACAUUGAUGUAGAUUAAGUGGCACCCACUGAAUUACCUCUCGACUUUCCAACGUGGUUCACUUGUACAUAAGUGUAAUGUCAAACUGUUUACAGGUUCUUUUGUGCGUAAUUGUGGAAAAAAAAAAAAAAAGUUUUAACUACAAAUUUAAAGGAAUCGAUUUUACUGGAAGGUGUUUAAAAAAAUGAAUGCGCUUAAUACAGUAUAGACAUCCUUGCUAAUGGUCUCACCUGAAUGCAUGUAUCCGUGUUGUCAGUCCCACCAGUGAGGUUAUUGGCAAUAUUCUGCAGUCUGUGAAUAGCAAAUAUGCAUAAACUACUGUGACUCUGACAAAUAUAACUCGGUAACUGUUUCUACUGUGGUAUGUGAAAAAAAUCCUGUAGCUUUUAGCCUGCUGUAUUUCCCUGGGGCAAAGAGCACCAGGAAAGAGAGAGAUCUUGGGAAAAUGAAGUCACAGCUGUGACUUGAGCGGGGUUGUUUGUGCGAUGGCCCCGCCGGGUGGCUGUGGUACAAGCGCUAAAAAUGCCAUUUGCAGAGGCUGGCAGGUGGGAAGGGAAAGGAAGGGAAGGGGCUGCAGCUGCCUCCUGCCCUGGCAUCGCUGCUGGAGCAGAGCUGGCUGCGGGCUGGGGCUGGGGAAGGCAGAGCCUCGGGGCAGGGCCGUGGGACCCUGCGUGGGGGGAGCUCAGUGGCGCUCCGGGAGCGUUGGGCGCUCACAGCUGCAGCCAGUUUGUGUUUGCCAUUCCAGUGCAGCAGUGAAUGCACGCUGGGAGAGCACUGACCACAAUAAAUGAGUCGGUAUCCUUCAGCUGUCACACGCAGAAAUGCAUCCAUGGAUACAUCCAGGCUUUCUUGCACACGGGGAUUUAGCAUUGGCUCAUGUAACCACUUCCCUCCCUGCUGGCUGGGCGUUAUUCUCCCUGGAAAGUGGUGGGGUUUUCCCCAAUUUAUUUCUGGGUUUGUUAUUAUUUUUAAUUUGUGGUACUUGGCUGUGGUUGAGAGGAAGCCCUUUCCAAUGGCCCCUCCCUGGCAGAAGGUGAAAGAUGCAUCUCUGCAGCAUUUGCCCCACAUAGGGCUCCCUCACAGCCAGGAUUUGGAUGUUGCAGGGCCUGCACAAGUGGAAGGCCGAGGUUUGGGAGCUGUGCCUCCUCAGUGGUGAGGGGGACACUCACUGAGCUCCCCUGUGGCACCAGCCCAGCGCUGGCAGUGCCACGAGCCAGGUGAUGCCAGGAUUCCCAUCCUGGGAAUCUCAGGGACACUGGGCAGCACCUGCAGAGGGGCCCCAUGUGCCUGAAGGGCCCUCCCAGCUCUGGGACGAGCUUCUCCACAUUAACUGCCCCUCGUCAGGAGCCCAGGGGCUGGGGGACAGCACAGGGUGAGCUGAGGAGACCCUUCUGCUGCUGCUUCUGGGCAAACCUGGGGCCUGUAGCCCUGCUCCCUCUGGCUGGGCUGGGUCUCAGGCUCCAUCUCUCCACCCAGCCAGGUUCCACGGGAGGAGAAUGCGCGGGGGCUGCUGUGGUCCCUGGUGCGGUGACAGCUCUUCUCCCUGCCAGGACACCCCUCAGUCCUGAGCAGGGCCUCGCCUCUGUGGCUGCCCACUCGCGGUCCAGAGCAGGAAGCUGAAUUUGGUUAUGCCGAGCACUUCUGAGCACUGUCUUGUCUGCUUUUCAUGUCAGGGCAGAUGUGAAAGAGCAGUGGGUGUUGGGGUAGAACACCUGCACAAUAAUUACUGAGGAUGUAAUUACCUCCCCUACGCAGCACUGGGUGAUGUGCAUGGGAAGUAGGAGAGAUUCCCUUUGAUACCAGGUGAUACCAGAAAAUGAUUUUAAUCUGCCUUACAACUAUAUAAUUAAGAGAGCUUAUAUAUAGAAAUAUAUAUAUAUAUAUAUCCCCAUAUGUGUAUUUCUUGUCCCUGCUGGAGCUGCAGCGGUCCCGGCUGGGAGCAGGGGGUGGCACCCGGGCUGGGCUGGGCCUGCUCCCUGCCAGCCGCUGCCGCAGGGGUGAGCAGGCUGGGAAGAACCGGCUCAAAGCUUGUCCAAAGCCUUUUCAGAGGAGAAGCCCCCCCUCCCCAGGGGUAGCCCCUGCCCCCCCAAAAUGCUGAGCUGUCCCAGCACCUGCUCCUGGGACGAGGCGUGGCCGGGAAGGCUGUGGUCAGUCCGUGUCACCCCUUCUGCUCCCUGAGCAGGCAGGUGGGGGGUCACCCUGCAGCUCGUCAUGGGCUUGCCAGGAUGGGACUGAAUUAUCCCCAUGCCCAAAGCCGGGCACAGGAGGGGCUCGGCCGCUCCCCCCGGGGUGCCCAGGGCAGAAGGUCCCUCCCCUGCCAGGCAGGACGGGGUGGGAGGGCAGGGCCGGCAUCCCCCAGCCUGUCCCGCUGUCCUGAGGCAGGGCAAGGAGCAAACCUGCUGCAGGAGAGGGGACAAGGAGACAAGGGGACAAGGGGACAAGGGGACAAGGGGACAAGGGGACAAGGGCACGGGCUCAGGGGAGGGCACAGGAGUCACUGCUCGCUCCGCGGUUCUCUCCCGGCGCUGCUGCCGGGAGCCGGAGCUGCCCGGCCCCGCUCCUGUGCCCCGGGGCCCGGAGGGAGAGCUCUGUAAAUACAGCAGGUUAAAAACUGGCACAGUAUCAGCAGGUCUGUAUUUAAUGCAGAUGUUUCCCAUGUUUUGUAGUAUUGUUUUAUUGAUAAAUAAAAAUCAACCAAAGACAAAAAA
Molecule: messenger RNA, 9575 nt
Organism: Corvus hawaiiensis (hawaiian crow)
Lineage: Eukaryota; Metazoa; Chordata; Aves; Passeriformes; Corvidae
Gene: KCTD16
Product: potassium channel tetramerization domain containing 16
Exons: 3
Coding region: 743-2023 (426 amino acids)
Biological process (GO): regulation of G protein-coupled receptor signaling pathway; protein homooligomerization
Cellular component (GO): postsynaptic membrane; presynaptic membrane
Molecular function (GO): protein binding
Source: RefSeq, a predicted model, not a curated record